GUUUCACUUUCAGUAGCACUUGGGAUCCCAGCGAGGAAGAGGAAACCUCUCUCCAAGACAGAGCUGGAGCUGCGACGUCAGAGGAGGGAAGAGGCUGCGGCCAAGAGAGCCAAGAUGCAGGAGGACAUGAAGAAACGCCAACAGGACCAAAAACAGCAAAAAAAAAUGGCCUGGUGGGAGUCCUGUGGCUACAAGUCACUGUGUCUGCAGGCUGUAGACAGUGAGGAAGAGGAGGAAGAGGAAGAUGACAGCAGCAUGUGCUCCGCAGACUCGAACGUCACAGAUAUCCGCUACGUUCUGGGAGAUGUUACUCAUCCGCAUGCUGCUAAAGGAGAUGCUAUCAUCGUCCACUGUGUUGCCAGUGUUCAUCUUCCUCGAAUCGGCCACUCCACCAAAGGGUUCAACUGGUAYGGCACAGAGAGGCUCAUCAGGAAACACCUGGCUUCCAGAGGCGUCCCCACUUUCAUAUAUUAUCACAGCAGAGCUGUGAAGAACCCAGCCACGCCACGGGCCCCUGAGGCAGCAGAGGCCCCGGGCCCCUCGGCUCCGCCCCACUGUUCCAGCUCUGCAGAACUCCCCAGUUUCAUGAUGGGAGUUCGGGUUUUUUUCUACAACAUUCCUGCAUCUGAGCGAAAGAGGCUGGCUCGCUACCUCAUCACGUAUGAUGGAGACGAGGAGGACGUGAUGGGCACAGAGGUCACUCACAUCGUGGCUGAGGUGGAGAACAACAUCCACACUCAGGAGCUUCAGGAACUGCUGGAUCAGAACUCAAAGGCUGUUCCUGUUCAGAAGGCCUGGUUGGAGGCCUGCUUCUCCAAACAACAACAAGUCCACACCGCACCAUUCUUGCAUCACUUUCAUUAGCAGAAGAGUGGUCUUUUUUAAAUCAUUUUUWAAUUUUAUUAGUUUCCUGUCAAGACUGAAUAAACUCGUAAAGCCAACAGACA
This is a messenger RNA of Austrofundulus limnaeus, 947 nucleotides long. Its product is annotated as chromodomain-helicase-DNA-binding protein 1-like. The record is from RefSeq and is a predicted model, not a curated record. Gene Ontology annotation, cellular component: nucleus. Lineage: Eukaryota; Metazoa; Chordata; Actinopteri; Cyprinodontiformes; Rivulidae. Gene Ontology annotation, biological process: DNA repair; chromatin remodeling. Gene Ontology annotation, molecular function: DNA helicase activity; ATP binding.